Molecule: messenger RNA, 1207 nt
Organism: Pseudoliparis swirei
Lineage: Eukaryota; Metazoa; Chordata; Actinopteri; Perciformes; Liparidae
Product: gastrula zinc finger protein XlCGF8.2DB-like
Exons: 2
Coding region: 10-1032 (340 amino acids)
Cellular component (GO): nucleus
Source: RefSeq, a predicted model, not a curated record
CAACUGCGCAUGCGUCGUUCAGACAUGGACCGCGAGGAGCCUCCGGUGUCUGUCCCCGUGUCUCCAGGAGAAAUGAUGAGACUGUUGGUGAAGCAGCAAGUCCACGCGGCCGUUGAAGAGUCUUUUGGGCUGUUGGACACAUUGACAGCAGCUUAUGAGGACACCGUGUCUCAGUUGAGAGAACAAUGGCGACACACAUCAGAUGUCCAGCAGCAGGUAGGGAUUAAAGCAGAUGUCCCCCCUGAGGACCAGGACCAGGAGGACCCGGAGCCCCUCCACAUAAAGGAGGAUCCGGAGCCCCUCCACAUAAAAGAGGAGCCGGAGCUCCUCCACACACUAUCAAAAGUGCUCAUGAGAAAGAAACCAUUCAGUUGUGACGAGUGUGGGAAUAGGUUUACAGAACAGGGAAGUCUGAAGAGACACAUGAGAGUCCACACAGGAGAGAAACCAUUCAGUUGUGGGGAGUGUGGGAAAAGAUUUGCACGUCAGGGACAUCUGAAGACACACAUGAUAGUCCACACAGGAGAGAAACUAUUCAGUUGUGGGGAGUGUGGGAAAAGAUUUACACAACAGGGAAGUCUGAAGACACACAUGAGAGUCCACACAGGAGAGAAACUAUUCAGUUGUGUCGAGUGUGGGAAUAGAUUUACAGAUCAGGGAAGUCUGAAGAGACACAUGAGCGUCCACACAGGAGAAAAACUAUUCAGUUGUGAUGUGUGUGGGAAAAGAUUUGCACGUCAGGGAUAUCUGAAGUACCACAUGAGUGUCCACACAGGAGAGAAACCAUUCAGUUGUGGGGAGUGUGGGAAAAGAUUUACACAACAUGGAAGUCUGAAGACACACAUGAGAGUCCACACAGGAGAGAAACUAUUCAGUUGUGAUGUGUGUGGGAAAAGAUUUGCACGUCAGGGAUAUCUGAAGUACCACAUGAGCGUCCACACAGGAGAAAAAUCAUUCAUUUGUGGUGUGUGUGGGAAAAGAUUUACAGAUCAGGGAAAUCUGAAGAAACACAUGCGUGUCCACACAGGAUAGAAUGUGUUUCUUCCAUUCGUGACACAUUCAAUCUGUAAAUUGUUCUAUUUCUAAUGUGUUAAUUUAAAAAGUUAAAUGUUUUUAAUUGUUUCCCAUGUCAUUUGUUAGUAAAUGAGAUGGUAGGCAAAGUGUUUUUUAAUUGUUUGAUGAAUCUUUAUUAAAAACAAUGACAACA